CCUGAAGGCAGCAGCAGUCAACGCGAUGAAACCCUGACACCCAAUAGGCUGAACCGGGCAGGUCACCUGACCCGCACUCUGAAUCACGUGACCCAUAUUCCAUCCACGCCAUUUUACAAUGUGGGACAGAGUGAGGCCACUUUUUUUUUUAUGGCUAACGAAUAAAAUGUGAAGUAGUUUUAUGCGCUGAGGACAAAGAGCGUCGCGGGUUUCUGAGUUAGUCAUGGAAGAGAUCAGCAAUGUAGCUGUACUCACCACACACUCCUCCACUGCCUCCUCUUCCUCCUCCAAUCCACUGGAAUCCCCUGCUCAAAGCCAAACCCGACAGGCCGUUAAGGAAGACACCUCUCAGAUUUUUCAACACAAGCAAGCUCCCAAUUCUCUGAUCCGAGUCAUUGAGAAGCUCAGUAAAAUAGUGGAGAAGCGUCCCCAGCGCACCUGCAUCUCUGCAGCACAGAAAAGAGCUUUACAACAGGCCUCUUCUGCACUAGCAGGAGGAGGUGAUGACGGGACGAAGGGGAGCAGAGGAAGCUCUCCCAUUAAGAAAAUAAAGAGGAACGUCAAGGUGAUGAGAUUAGAUGGCAGCCCAGCUGACCGUGCUCUUUCUCCACCUGUGUCAGGCGACAGUAACAAUAACGUCACCUCCACAGUAACAGAGAACUGUGACAGCCCCAUCAGCAGCAACCAAAAGUGGACAGUAACAUGCUAUCAGUGCAGCCUGUGUCCAUAUCUCUCCCAAACACUGCCCCUGCUCAAAGAGCACCUGAAGCAGCACAAUGAGCUGAACAGUGAUGUCAUCCUCAUGUGCUCAGAGUGUCACUUUACCUCCAGAGACCAGGGGCAGCUUGAGGCACAUGUCAGGCUCCACUUGGACAAUGGAGGAAACCUGAAGAGAGAUUUCACUCCGUCGGAUACCUAUAGCGAUAGGAAGGAAGAUGUUUUAAGAAAGCAGGAUGGGGACUGGACUGGGAGCAGUGGCAGUAUGGGAACUGAGGUCAUCAAAAGUUCAGCGGACAGUUCUGAGGCGCUGCCACAGAAGAAGAAAUGGUACAGCUAUGAGGAGUAUGGACUGUACCGCUGCCUAAUCUGCAGCUACGUCUGCAGCCAGCAGCGGAUGCUAAAGACUCAUGCCUGGAAGCAUGCUGGUCUGGUCGACUGCUCUUACCCCAUCUUCGAGGGUGAAGACGGGGCAGUGAGAGAGUUCAAGGCUGCAGCUAACCCUGCCAUGACCAGAGAGGAAACUGUAGUUUUUUCCCCAGCUCUUCAAGAUAAAAGCCUGCAAAAGCUGCCCACUGCCUUCAAGCUCCAGCUACUGCCACUGGCUGUCGACGGUAAACAGGGUCUGUUGAAUCAGCCUUUUUCUAAUCUUGAUGAAAGUCUAAAAACGGCAGGGGAAGAGGAGGAACGUGUGUAUCCCAUCAAGGACCUGACAUCACAGGAGCCCCUGGUGGAAGUGCAGGUGAUGACGGUGGCGGAGACUGAGGUUGAGAUAGAUGGUCACCAUGAUAGUGCCUCUAUCACGGACAGUUUACUGUCAUCGGCCCAGAAGAUUAUCAACAGCAGUCCCAACAGUGCCGGCCGGAUCAACGUGAUUGUAGAACGUCUUCCCUCGGCUGAGGAUUCAGUCAUGACAACUAACCCACUUCUUCUUAGCCCAGACGUGGACAGGGACAAGAGCCUACAGGAUGUGGAGGAGCAAGAGCGUGACCACAUUGGAACUGUGAAGGAGGAGGUGGUCCUUGGCUGCAGUGCAGACGCUGCUGACAGCCAGGCAUUUAGUGCUGAUAUUAAAUCCUCUGUUGCCAUAAGUAGCAACUCUCCACGGGAUGAAAACGUUCCCCCAGCUGGUCGCAAAAGAACACAUUCUGAGUCCCUCCGCCUGCACUCCCUGGCUGCUGAGGCCCUGGUAGCCAUGCCUAUGAGGACCGCUGAGCUCUCCACCUCCAGCCCCAAACUAAGCAUGAAGACCAUCACAGGCCAGACUCAGUGCUCAAACAUGGGCCAGAAACUGGUAGAAAUGACAACAGCCGGGCAGAAGUCUCCCGACGUGGGAACGACGGCAGCUCUAUUGGACUUGGAACUUCAUAGGGAGGACAGUGAGGAAGAAGAGUUGGGGCCCCUGGGACUCAGGGAGGUAGACGAGGAGGGCCCUGCAACUAAAGCUGGCAUUAGCUUGUCGCUGCUCACCGUCAUUGAAAGACUCAGAGAGCGUUCGGACCAGAAUGCCUCUGAUGAAGAUAUCUUAAAAGAGCUUCAGGACAACGCACAGUUCCAAAACGGGGCCGUGGCCGGUGUGGUCACAGGCAGCGGAGCUGGGAGUUACAUGUGUGCCAUUCCACGAAUGGAUGGGUUGGUUGCUUCUCCGGAUGGUGGUCUGGUGGACUACAUCCCUGGCAGUGAAAGGCCAUACAGAUGCCGCCUAUGUCGCUACAGUAGCAGCAACAAGGGCUACAUCAAACACCACCUGCGGGUUCACAGACAGAGGCAGCCGUAUCAGUGUCCCAUCUGUGAUCACAUCGCCUCAGACAGCAUGGACCUGGAGAGCCAUAUGAUCCACCACUGCAAGACCAGGAUGUACCGGUGCAAGCAGUGCCCAGAUGCCUUUCACUAUAAGAGUCAGUUAAGAAACCAUGAAAGAGAGCACCACAGCUUCAGCAGCGACAUGGCAGCCCUCACAGACGUCACUGAAGCUGCAGCCACAGUGGAGGAAGCCGAGCGGGUAACAGACGAUGAUUGUGCAAAGCAGAAGAUGUACAAAUGUGAUGUGUGCGACUACACCAGCUCCACAUAUGUUGGGGUGAGAAACCACCGACGGAUUCAUAACUCUGACAAGCCUUAUCGGUGCUGUAGCUGUGACUUUGCCACCACCAACAUGAACAGUUUGAAGAGCCACAUGAGGAGGCACCCUCAGGAGCACCAAGCUGUGCAGCUCCUGGAGCAGUACAGGUGCUCUCUGUGUGGCUAUGUGUGCAGUCACCCUCCGUCACUCAAGUCGCACAUGUGGAAGCACGCCGGAGACCAGAAUUACAACUACGAGCAAGUUAACCAAGCCAUUAAUGAGGCCAUCUCCCAGAGCAGCCGAGCUCCUCAGAAGUUGUCUGCAGUUCCAGAAUCAGUGGCCGACCUUGCUGCGGUGGCCCAUCCCUUAAAGGACAAAUUAAAGUCCCCCGUGGAACAAAUUACACCCACACUGACAAAAGCAGCAGUUGAUCCAGCCACGGACAGCACGACUGGCCUCCACACACCCACCACAGACCCCUCACAGUGGUCAGCUGAAUCCCCAAGUCCCCCGGGGAAUGACCCUGCACAGAUCCACUCUCAGUCCCAGAGACAGCCUGUAGGCCAGACCCCCGUCCCGGGCCCCAGCAUGGAGUACUGUGUGCUCUUGUUCUGUUGCUGCAUCUGUGGCUAUGAGUCCACCAGUAAAGAGCGACUGAUGGAGCACAUGAAGGAGCACGAGGGAGACAUCAUCAGCAUCAUCCUCAACAAGGAGCAGCAGCAGCAGCAGCAGCAGCAGCAGCAGCAGCAAACUGAAGUACAACCAAGCCUCCAGACAGCAGAUAAAGAAAGAGACAGGGAAAAUGGGGAGAGAGGAGUAUGACGUGUAACAAGAGUCCCCUGGCUACUGAGACGUCCUCACUGAUGGGCUCCUAAAUUGUGAUUUGUGAAUAUGGGCUUUGAUUGAUAAUAAUGGAACUGCAUGGCACAGACGAAAAAUAUACAUGGGGCUUUGGAUGUAGAAAUAUUACUUGUCAGUAGGAACAAUUCUUUUUUGGGUCUUGACAAAGCCUAAUAAUAACAUGAGACUUGUCCUUAGAAUUGGAUAUUCAAUAGAAGCUAACACUCCCUGUACUAAAGUCACAGAAAUAAUUGUAUAUAACUAUCAUUAUGUGUGUGUCUAUAGAUAUAUAUAUACACACAAAUAUAAUGAUAGAUUCCUUAGGAUGCAUCUAAGUUGCAUGCACCAUGGCCUUACAUGAGUUGUAAUAAAAUGAUAGCUCACUAAAAUACUUCUGUUAGCUUAAUCGCUAACAAAGGAAGACAAAAACAACUUAACAUUAAACUUAACUAAUAACUUAAUAAUUGAAACUGUUGAAACUGUUCCCAUGGAAAAUGUUAGAGGGGUCACAUGGGCAGUGACAUGUCUUGUUUAGUGUCACAAAUUCUAAAAGACUCCACGUUCACUGUUUCAUCUUCAGAACCAUUCAUCUGGGCCAUAUGAGGUUACAGCAACGACCUCUGACUGUCAUAGGAACAAUUGUGUUUUGUUGUGGUUUAUUGUGCCUUUUAGUUCAAAGUAUUAUUUAGGUUGGAGCUGCAAAUUGACCAUAGAUCAAUAUUGUAUUUUAGUAGUCAGUCAGUGGGAGAAACUUAAUCACCUCAGUAGGUUUCCCAUCGAUGCAAAUGCACAUUUUUUAUUUAACAGUUUGGGUGAACAGAGUGUGAAGCAGCCGUGUCAUAUAUGUAUUACUACAAGGUUUUUUUUAAGCUAAAAAUGGGCUGAGACACUUGAUAUGUAUUUUAGGUGUGUACAUAUUGUAGAUGAACACUGCAGAAACUGAAAACUGACAUUUUUUAAAAGAUAAAAUCUAUUUUUUCAUAAUCUUGUAGAAAAAAAAAACAACUUACAACAACAAUCAACUUUCAGAUUGAAUUUCUGCUUUGUUCUUAUUUACUCCCAGUCUGUUUUAAUUCAACUGAUGGUUUUAAGCUGAAAGCGGCAAAAUUAGCCACGUGACUUUAAACCAAAGCUGGUGGAAACGUAACAUGUUUGUCCUGAUCAGUGUAUUUUUACUCUUAUUAAACUUUGUAAUGGGGGGUUGAGCAUGGUAUUGUGUCCAACAGCGGUGUGAGGUUUGCUUCAUGCUGUUUAUUUAUUCUUUAGAACAUCGUAGGCAGUGUCAUGUCACUACUUUGCUAUUGUAUUUUUGGUAAUAAAGAUUGAGA
This is a messenger RNA of Paralichthys olivaceus (Japanese flounder), 4947 nucleotides long. It is a transcript of the gene znf507, whose product is annotated as zinc finger protein 507. Gene Ontology annotation, biological process: positive regulation of transcription by RNA polymerase II. The record is from RefSeq and is a predicted model, not a curated record. Gene Ontology annotation, cellular component: nucleus. NCBI's taxonomy places the organism in Eukaryota, Metazoa, Chordata, Actinopteri, Pleuronectiformes, Paralichthyidae.